This is a messenger RNA of Humulus lupulus (European hop), 1679 nucleotides long. RefSeq names its product tubulin alpha chain. The transcript is spliced from 3 exons. Gene Ontology annotation, molecular function: structural constituent of cytoskeleton; GTP binding. Lineage: Eukaryota; Viridiplantae; Streptophyta; Magnoliopsida; Rosales; Cannabaceae. Bases 138 to 1493 code for a protein of 451 amino acids. Gene Ontology annotation, biological process: microtubule cytoskeleton organization; mitotic cell cycle. The record is from RefSeq and is a predicted model, not a curated record. Gene Ontology annotation, cellular component: cytoplasm; microtubule.
AGAAGCUGAGUUCACCACUACCAAUUCAAUAGGAGGCGUCUUGAUAAACGCCUACCUUUCUAGGGUUUCUUUUUUCUCUUCUUCAUCUUCCUCUUCAUUUAUUUUCAGAUUUGCUUUUCGUUUCCCGAUCUGUGAAAAUGAGAGAGUGCAUUUCGAUCCACAUCGGUCAAGCUGGUAUCCAAGUCGGAAACUCUUGCUGGGAGCUCUAUUGCCUCGAGCAUGGCAUUCAGCCCGAUGGACAAAUGCCGAGUGACAAGACCGUUGGCGGCGGAGACGACGCCUUCAACACCUUCUUCAGCGAAACCGGCGCCGGGAAGCACGUUCCACGUGCCAUCUUCGUUGAUCUGGAGCCCACAGUCAUUGACGAGGUGAGGACCGGAACAUACCGCCAGCUUUUCCAUCCAGAGCAACUCAUUAGCGGCAAAGAAGAUGCCGCCAACAACUUCGCCCGCGGCCAUUAUACCAUCGGGAAAGAGAUUGUUGACCUCUGUUUGGACCGGAUCCGAAAGCUCGCCGAUAACUGUACUGGUCUUCAAGGCUUUUUGGUCUUCAAUGCCGUCGGUGGUGGUACCGGAUCUGGACUUGGAUCCCUUCUGCUGGAGCGUCUCUCUGUUGACUACGGAAAGAAAUCGAAGCUGGGUUUCACUGUUUACCCUUCUCCACAGGUGUCCACAUCGGUGGUGGAGCCUUACAACAGUGUUCUCUCGACUCAUUCCCUUCUUGAACACACCGACGUGGCUGUGCUUCUCGACAACGAAGCCAUCUACGAUAUCUGCCGUCGAUCACUCGACAUCGAACGUCCCACUUACACCAACCUCAAUCGCCUUGUCUCCCAGGUGAUCUCAUCUCUCACAGCCUCUCUCCGGUUCGAUGGAGCGCUCAAUGUCGAUGUCACAGAGUUCCAGACUAACCUGGUUCCAUACCCAAGAAUCCAUUUCAUGCUCUCGUCGUUUGCCCCUGUGAUCUCAGCCGAGAAGGCCUACCACGAGCAACUAUCCGUGGCGGAGAUCACCAACAGCGCUUUCGAGCCAUCUUCCAUGAUGGCCAAGUGCGACCCCCGCCAUGGGAAAUACAUGGCCUGCUGUUUGAUGUACCGGGGUGACGUCGUUCCCAAAGAUGUUAACGCCGCCGUGGCCACUAUCAAGACCAAGAGGACAAUUCAGUUCGUUGAUUGGUGCCCAACUGGAUUCAAGUGCGGUAUCAAUUACCAGCCCCCGACUGUGGUUCCCGGAGGUGACCUGGCCAAGGUUCAGAGAGCUGUUUGUAUGAUCUCUAACUCGACCAGUGUGGCCGAAGUGUUCUCCAGGAUUGACCACAAAUUUGACCUCAUGUACGCUAAGCGAGCUUUUGUUCACUGGUACGUGGGUGAGGGUAUGGAGGAAGGUGAGUUCUCUGAGGCUCGUGAGGACCUUGCUGCUCUGGAGAAGGAUUACGAAGAGGUGGGCGCUGAGUCUGCUGAGGGUGACGAUGGUGAUGAAGGAGAGGAGUACUGAUUUGUUUUACUAUGAUGUCUCGUGCUUUUUUAUCAUAUUGAGUGUGAGUGAUGUUGUUGGGAUUAUUUCUUGCUUUUAUCGAACUGCUGUUUUACUUGAUUUGUGUAUGGUUACUUAAUUUGUGCACAAAUUAUGCUGCAGCACCACUUAUCCUAUCCAAUAAUAUUUGUCUUGUUUUUUCUUUGA